ACAACUACACCAGUAAGAUGAGCGAUUCACUGUCAUCAACAUCGAGUGAUUGCUCUAGCACAUGCACCGUCCAUGGGCAUUGUGUGGUCUACUACUGCAGAGACUGCCGGGUGACGGUUUGUGGCACCUGCGUGACCGACAGCAGUCAUCGAAAACACGAAUUUGAAACGCUGACGAAAGGAUUUGAAUUGCAUAUCGAGGCAGUGGCAGAACGAGUGAAAACCCUAAACAAAACCAUGAAAGAGCAGACUAACAUCAAACCUCGGGUGUUAAAAGCAAGGGACGAACUUGAGGACAUGUUCAACCUCGCAAAAGAAAAAGUGGCAGAGCAGUACCACGAGCUGCGGGAACUGAUGGAUCAGAAUAUGCAGCAAGCAUUUAUGCUGAUUUUGGCCCUGAGAGAGAGAAUGAUUCAGGACACGGACCAGCUAGUUCAAUUUGGAGAGGAAUACGAGGAGAAGAGGAAGCACAUCCAAUGUAGUGUGAAAGCACUAAAAAGGACGCAGGACACAGAUGAUGGUGCCAUCAUUUCGAAGAUUGAGGAAGUGGAAGCACAAAUUGAAGAAAUAGAAGACUAUCACAGGAACGUUUUUGAAAUAAUUACAUUUGACAAACAAAGACUGAAAGCACUUGAACAUUCCAUUUCAAAGAUUGUACAAAUGAAUAAGGAUCUGCUGCCCAGGCCGUGGGAAUUUGGAGAGAAUAUCACCUUUGAUGAUGGUGCAUCUCAUGAACACCUGAAGAUUUCUAGAGACAAGACCAAGGUACAAUACGUUGCAUCACAAUCCUCCAACAAAAGGCGAAAAAGAAAGCAAAUAGAGACUGUGUUCAAUGUUCUGGCUUCCCAGUCCUUUACUGAGGGACGCCACUACUGGGAAGUGAAUGUGAAGAACACAAAGUGCUGGACUGUUGGUGUGGUGGAGAAAGACUGGGUAAAGAAGGGCAUUAAGCAAGUUCUGGGCCAAGACAUGCUGUCAUGGGUGCUCCAGAUGGAUGGAGACUCACUGGUGGCCCUGCACAAGCAUGACACCACCAUGAUCACAGAGGCAGUGAUAGAACGACUGGGAGUCUUCCUUGACUUCAAAAAGGGUAGACUGCAGUUCUUUAAUGUUCACAGAGGAACCGUCCUGCACACCUUCGUGGAGAAGUUCAAAAAUCCACUUGUUCCUGCCUUCAGCAUUGAAUCGCAAAAAGGCAGCACACCCGAGAUGAGACUUUGUGUCCUCGUGCUAAGGGAUAUGGACAGAAAUUAUGACAGUGGGCAACGGAGAGAAUCAACAGAUUCUGGCAAUGGGAGAGCUUUUAACAGCUCCAGUAGUGCUACUGGACGAAGCAGUCAGUCAUCCAGUCCUCUGACAACUGAGUCCACAGCUAGACUCUGA
Conger conger (European conger) is the source of this 1382-nucleotide messenger RNA. Its product is annotated as tripartite motif-containing protein 75-like. The record is from RefSeq and is a predicted model, not a curated record. Gene Ontology annotation, molecular function: protein binding; zinc ion binding. NCBI's taxonomy places the organism in Eukaryota, Metazoa, Chordata, Actinopteri, Anguilliformes, Congridae. The transcript is spliced from 6 exons. Bases 18 to 1382 code for a protein of 454 amino acids.